Amyelois transitella is the source of this 2345-nucleotide messenger RNA. Its product is annotated as facilitated trehalose transporter Tret1. Lineage: Eukaryota; Metazoa; Arthropoda; Insecta; Lepidoptera; Pyralidae. Gene Ontology annotation, biological process: transmembrane transport. Bases 72 to 1544 code for a protein of 490 amino acids. The record is from RefSeq and is a predicted model, not a curated record. Gene Ontology annotation, molecular function: transmembrane transporter activity. The transcript is spliced from 9 exons. Gene Ontology annotation, cellular component: membrane.
AUAUUAUCUAUCUCGAGAUUUUAUAUCUAAUAGUAGUGAUACGCCAGUGAUAGAGAGUAGUGUAGUGAAAAAUGGAUAUGAAAAUUGAAAAAUUGGAGAAAAUAAAGCUGAAACCAUCAGCGUUCUUGAUUCAGGUUAUUGCUACGAUUUGUAUAUGUUUCCUGGCUUGUCAAACCGGCUUCGUCUGCGCAUGGCCGUCUUUCACCAUAGAGAAUUUCAAAUCGAACGACACCGUCCUCUCUACUCCGAUGACAACCUUCGAGGUCUCCCUUCUUGGCAGCCUGGGUAACAUCGGAGCGUUCGCAGCUACACCGUUCUGUGGAUACGCUUUCAACAAUUUUGGCAGGAAGUAUGCUACUAUAUUGUUUGGAUUGCCUUAUGUGUUAAAUUGGGCGAUCAUAUAUCUUACAAGAAGUGUGCUAUGGAUUCUUCUAGCAGUAACCAUAUCAGGGAUAGGCGUGGCUGGGCAGAACGCAUCCCUGAUUUUCAUCUCUGAAAUAUCCCAUGACUCCAUCAGGGGAGGCAUGACGGCGCUUAGUGCAUCAGGGUAUUUCCUCGGCCUGAUGGUGGGCUACGCCCUAGGUGGUUACCUGACCUACUACCAGGUUAUAUACGCGAACAUGACCAUGGCAGUGAUAGCUAUGGUGCUGUUGAUGGUGUUACCAGAGUCUCCUGUUUUCCUGGUACUCGUGGGGAAGAUUGAGGCUGCAACCAAAUCAAUAUCUUUCUACAAUCGGUUGGAUCCAUCGUCUAAAGAAGUUGAGACUGAGAUAAAAAGAAUUCAGAUACAGUUGGAUCCUAGACUGGAGAAGGUUCUAGAAGCGGAACUGGAUCCAGAAGCCCUAAGCCGGCUGUUAGCAGACAAAGAAGAAGAUAAAGUGAAACCACACACUGAAUCAGCUUGGAAGAUACUAAAACAAUCAAAGUCUUCCAAGCGGGCAUUAGCCGUAGUCCUAGUCAUGAUGGCAUCAUCAGUUCUCAUGGGGAGUCCUGUGAUGCAAGUGUACGCCGAGCCGCUCUUCAAGGAGGCUGUACCGUCGAUGUCAUCGAACCAGUGUUCCAUAUUUCUGGCUCUGGACUUCUUGGUGUCCAGUUUUGUUUGCGUGAUGGUCAUCGAUAAGUUUGGGCGUAAGAAUCUCAUGAUAGCAACCUCAGUGGGAUCUGGCGUCUGCAAUCUGCUGCUCGGAACACAACUUCACUUCCACUGGGCCGGCUACUGGUUCACAGCCUUCCUCAUCUACGCCUUCAACUGCGUCUUCACCCUGGGCUGCGGUGUCAUACCUUUUGUCCUAAAUGCUGAAGUAUUUUUGCCCGAGGUUCGAAGCCUGUGCAGCAGCAUAAUCAUGUCUUCUUUAUGGGUCAUCCUCUUCUUCUUGCUGUUCAUAUUCAACCACCUGGUGGAACUCAUCGGCUUGGGGCCAGUCUUCUACUGCUUUUCAUCAAUCUGCUUCUUCUCGGCUAUCUUCUCUUAUGUAGCGUUGCCCGAGACGAAGGGACUGUCAGCCGAUGCCAUACAAGCGUUGUUUUUGAAGAAGAAAAUAUAAAAACUGUUAUUACAUUUUAUUUAUUGUUGUAAAUAUGGUUAGGGAGAAUAUUGAGGAAAGUAGAUGUAUAGCCUUAAUGUAACUUGGGUUAAGACAUUUUCUACAAGGUUUCGAAAUCGUAUGAAAGUCGCUGCAUGUAAAAAUCUGAUCUUUCCAUCAUGUGACGGAUUAAUAGGUAGGGAAUUACUAAGAAAAUUCCAAGUCGCGAAGGAUGUUCAAAAUAAAUAAUCAGUAACACCGACUGUAGGCUUCUUAUUCUUCAUAUACGCCAUAGCAACCUCCGACACAACAUUGUCUGUCGCGCGGUUCCCCAGGCAUCACACCUAGCCUGGCGGAAGAUCUUCCCUUUGGUGGCGGUCGAGCCGAAACAUCGCUCCCACUACACCGACAUUAAAAAUUCCUGUUCGCUUUUAUCUAUUAUAGGUGUGGAUAAUUGUAGUUUCUACAGUUUAUACGAAAACCGUUCUAGAUAUAGUAUUAAAAAAGUUUAUCCUGUUUUCAGUUUGCAUUUUUGCAUCUUUUACAUCUUAAAACGUCAAAACUUUACCAAGUUUAACAAGAACUUAAUCUGAUCCAUACUAUUUCAUUUUAGGUUAUAUUCUUUAUGCAUUGCUAUGUUUUUAGAGCUGUUUGUAUUCAAUACAUUAAUGGAACUCAUCGGUUUGGGUCCAGUAUUCUAUUGUUAUUAGUUAUACGAUUAUUUGUAACUUUAUUCUCAUAAAGUUCAUUAUCAAAAACCAGAGGACUGUCAGCAGACGCAAUACGAGCUUUGUUUUUGAAGAUAAAAUAGUGAGAGUUAAA